GUUAAUGCAAUGGUCAUAAAGUGAAGCACUAAUGUGUGCGUAACAACGACACAUGCUGUUGUUGUGUUGACUUUAUCAGACGCACGUUACGGAUAUGCAUGCGAGCAUUGCCAUGUGUCUUUACAAUGGAGCAGAUCGUCGCGUUAAACAUAAAUAACAGAAGAGCAAAGUCGCAGUAGGAUCUGCUUGAACCAACCAGCUUUUCAGUGUCAGUACUGUGGUCUCCAGCAUGGGCAGACUGGACGACGCUGCCAAGCGCAAGGUGGUGGAGCUGCGGGAAGCAGGUUUGAGCUUCCGUAAGAUCAAAGCCGUGCUGGAGCUGGAGAACAUCAAGGUGUCUGCACAGGCCAUCUUCCUUUUCCUUAAGGAGUUUCAAGGGAGAGCUCGAAAACAGGACGGAGCGGCUGCGAACAGCAGCCAUCCGGCGCCGGUGCAAACAGCAGCCAGAGACAUGACCAGCUGUGAGACGCGGCCAGCCGGAUGGAGUGAUCAGCAGCUGAGGAACCUCCUCAGAGAAGCUUCUCGAGUCGCUGCCUCCCAGCAGGCCGGAUCGUCCUCGGAUGCGAGAGGAGGACAGUCUUCCAGGACUGGUUUGGCAGGUAUAAGGGUGGCACAAGGUAGGGAAAAAGAUGAGGACAUCCGGAUUGUCAGCGUCACCUCGUUGGCACAGGGUACUCAGCACGCUGGCGUCCAAGGGCCACGUUCAGCAGUGGGAACGGGAGCGAUGAGUGCGAUGAGUGGUGCUAAUUAUGUAAGACGACGACACACGCCUUCACCUGCCAAUCCUGUGCUAGUGGCUCGUAAACGACUGCUGGAUAAGGCUUUGCUCCAUAGAGCACGGGUCAGAGACAGCGUUCCACAGAGUGGCCAGCAGGUGUCGCUGUCAGUGAGACGAGACCUGUCCUGUUUCUCUGGAUCUGAAGGCAGAAAGCUUGCGUUACCUCAGACAGUUUCUUAUGACCUGACUACAGCCAGACCUCCAAACAUGAGAUCAUUGCACCAAGGAGCCAGUCCUCAUAGGAGGUUGAUGCACCAGCGGGUCGGCGUUCCCGUUCGUGCUCCUCAACACCCUCCACGUGUCGGCAUCCGCCUCCCCAACCCAUCCACCACUGGGACGACAUCCCAAAAUUCAGCCCCCCCUGCACGGGUCCAAAACGUGAGCAACCAGCCUUCACCUCCUCCCCAGCGGAGUGCCCUGGACCCUGGAGCCUUGAGCGGCCUGCAGGAGCAGAUCCAGCUGUUGGGCUCCGAGCUGAGAAGUUUGGGACUGGCGUUGAGGAUGAUGGUGGACCAUCAAGGCCGACUGGAGAGAGAACAAGCCCAGCAGACCCAAGUCCAGAAGCAGAUCCUCGGCACCCUGCAGAAUCUCUCAUCUAAAUUUAAGCCUCUGCAGUCUACAUCUGCACCAACGUUACCAGCGUCUUGUUCCCUGGCCUCCUCUGCGCCCUUCGGCCAGGCUUCGACCGGUCAGGGUGCUUACGCUCAGUGCAGCCAAGCCCAGACGCGAUACAACGAGAUCCAUGAUUCCGGUCUGGAGAGCAUUGAGGUGUUUUCUCUGGACCAGCUCAGCCCACCUACCAUGAAUGGGUUUCAGCAGUGCCCGACCUCCGGCGGGCCCCCGUUCACCCACGCACAAGCGCGCACGCCCACUUUCACGCAAACAUUCGCGCCCAGCGCACUCCAGUACACUCAGCCGCACACAGACUCCUUUACGGGGAUGGAUAAUAAAUCAGUAGACAUGCCCUCCACCAGUGCAGGUGGGUCAUUCCAGGCUUGCAGCCCUCCUAACCAGUCCUCUAGUCUUCCGGUUUCACCCCACGAGCCCGAGCUGAACAUCAUUAAGGUGGAGAACGUCUGAGAAAUGGCUGAAAUCUGGACUUCACUGUAUUUUAUUGCACACAAACUGUUUUAGCUUCCCAUAGAAACUCAUACCAGGAAACUUAUACUAAGUAAAAAGGUUUCCCCUGCUUUCUGUUUUGUUUAAUUGUAUACAGUAAUUUUGCCUUUUUAUAGGAAAAGAAAAUAAAUAUGAGUAGACAUGGUUUGUCCUGUUAUUUU
Molecule: messenger RNA, 2058 nt
Organism: Sinocyclocheilus grahami
Lineage: Eukaryota; Metazoa; Chordata; Actinopteri; Cypriniformes; Cyprinidae
Exons: 5
Coding region: 230-1858 (542 amino acids)
Source: RefSeq, a predicted model, not a curated record